Ipomoea triloba (trilobed morning glory) is the source of this 1711-nucleotide messenger RNA. RefSeq names its product glutamate-1-semialdehyde 2,1-aminomutase, chloroplastic-like. Gene Ontology annotation, biological process: tetrapyrrole biosynthetic process. The record is from RefSeq and is a predicted model, not a curated record. Gene Ontology annotation, molecular function: pyridoxal phosphate binding; glutamate-1-semialdehyde 2,1-aminomutase activity; transaminase activity. The coding region runs from base 75 to 1517 and encodes 480 amino acids. Lineage: Eukaryota; Viridiplantae; Streptophyta; Magnoliopsida; Solanales; Convolvulaceae. Gene Ontology annotation, cellular component: chloroplast. The transcript has 3 exons.
CCAAGACAACAAAAUUGUUUACAAAAGGGCAGAGCUCUUUACAGCAGUUAUCAAUCCAACACUGAGGAGGAGCCAUGGCUGCUUCAACUGGACUCGGGUUAUCCUAUUCUUGGCCAUCGAAAUUGACCCACAACCACGUAUCGCCGCCCUCUCCCCGCCGCUGGAUUUCCUCCUCUUCUCCGUCCACAACCAUCAGGAUGGCGGUGUCGUCAGUUGACGAGAAGCAGAAAACUUUUACCCUCCAGAAAUCCGAAGAAGCUUUCAAUAAAGCGAAGGAGCUGAUGCCUGGAGGUGUGAAUUCGCCUGUACGUGCUUUCAAAUCUGUUGGUGGUCAGCCUAUUGUGAUGGAUUCUGUGAAGGGCGCGUAUAUGUGGGAUAUAGAUGGAAAUAAGUACAUUGACUAUGUUGGUUCCUGGGGCCCAGCUAUCAUUGGCCAUGCAGAUGAUGAGGUGUUGGCAGCAUUGGCCGAAACAAUGAAGAAGGGAACAAGCUUCGGUGCUCCCUGUCUCCUCGAAAACGCCUUGGCCGAGAUGGUCAUUGAAGCUGUUCCAUGUAUAGAAAUGGUUCGGUUUGUUAACUCGGGCACAGAGGCUUGCAUGGGUGUACUGCGAUUGGCUCGCGCUUUCACGGGACGAGAAAAGUUAAUCAAAUUCGAGGGUUGCUACCAUGGGCAUGCAGAUCCUUUUCUUGUUAAAGCAGGCAGCGGGGUUGCCACGUUAGGGCUUCCUGACUCACCUGGAGUUCCCAGAGCAGCAACGUAUGAAACACUCACUGCCCCCUAUAACGAUAUUUCGGCUGUAGAGAGCCUCUUUCAGGCCAACAAAGGGGAAAUCGCUGCCAUUAUUCUGGAGCCUGUAGUUGGAAACGCGGGCUUUAUUCCACCGAAGCCUGAAUUUCUCAACGCGCUACGCAAGAUCACCAAAGAGAACGAUACUCUCCUCAUCUUUGACGAAGUUAUGACUGGAUUUCGCCUGUCAUAUGGUGGGGCCCAGGAGUAUUUUGGCAUAACCCCUGAUUUGACAACGCUCGGGAAGAUCAUUGGUGGCGGCCUGCCUGUCGGGGCAUACGGCGGAAGGAGGGAUAUUAUGGAGAUGGUAGCGCCUGCUGGACCUAUGUAUCAGGCCGGGACGUUGAGUGGAAACCCAUUAGCAAUGACAGCGGGAAUCCACACGCUAAAGCGGUUAAAGGAGCCAGGAAGCUACGAGUACUUGAAAAACAUCACCGGUGAACUAAUCGAGGGCAUUGUGGAUGCAGGAAAGAAGGCUGGUCAUGCAAUUUCCGGUGGGUAUAUCAGUGGCAUGUUCGGUUUCUUCUUCAUGGAUGGCCCCGUUUACAACUUUGCCGAUGCAAAGAAUAGCGACACUGCGAAAUUCGGGAGGUUCUUCAGAGGAAUGUUAGAGGAAGGCGUCUAUUUUGCGCCUUCCCAGUUUGAAGCUGGAUUCACGAGCUUAGCGCAUACUCCCGAGGAUAUUCAAAACACGAUAGCUGCUGCUGAGAGGGUUUUCAAGAAACUCUGAUAUUUAUUGAUGCCUUUUCUCUUCAUCCUUUUGUUUAGGUAAGGAAACAACUUUGUUUGUUUGUUUGUUUGUUUGGAGGGACAGCAUUUUUGUAACCUAGAUGCUUGUAUCAUACCUUAAUGCUGAAAUUGUGGUCUUUUUGUUAUAAAUUUCCCCGUCACUCUUAACUUGUGUAAGCCUAAAUUGUUGUGUUU